UGGUGGAAGGAGUGCGGUGAAUGUUUCUGGAGAGACCCUCUAGAAAGAGGUUGGGCAACCCAGAAAUUUAGAAGCAUAUCCUUUCCUGGGCAAGGUUAAAUCUUCUCAAAUUUGAAACGGACUUAAUCAGAGUUUCACUGACCAUGUUCAAAGGUUCCAGAAUCCACAGAGUUGGUUACAAAUCAAACUCUGCAUGCCAGAACGGAACCUCUUUCUGUAACUCAGCUUUCCUGAGGUUCUCUGCCAUCAGCAAAUUAUGCCCUUCAAGCUCAGAGAAAUUUGCAUCCCAGCGGUUGCCCUCGUGUUUGGUGGCAUAGGUUUCAUAGUCUGCAACUUGACCAUCAUCCUGCUGUACUGGAGAGUGUGGCACUAUAACAGCCCCGUGAUCGUCACGAUGUGGUUAGGCCUGUGGAACUACUGCUAUCUGCCCAGAGAUCCCGCGGACCCCCUCAACACUCUCACGAAGGUCUGUGUGAAAAUGAACACAACCUGGGAUUUCCCCCUGGAGAUCACACUGAGUCAGGACUUGAUGUCCUUUGCCAGCCUUCUGGAAGGAGUUGCCCUUUUGUUUGCUCUGAUGGGACUCUCCUGUACGUUAAAGAAGGAGCCUUACCCAGAAUUCAUCAGCAGUUGCUACCAGGUGAGUGGGAGCUUUCUGACCCUGGGUUGUACCAUUGUUUUGGGCACGGUAUUCUGGAAUUUCUACUUAGAUUCCAUCAACAGCCAUUUCACUUAUCCCACUGUCUUCCUUCUGACUGACUUCCCGGUGAAGAGAGAGAUUGGCGGAGCCAUCCCGCUAGGGAUGAUAUCGUCCCUGCUGGUCUUACAGAGUGGGGCUAUCUUACUUGCCCACGGCUGUGGGGUCAAGGCAACCAGGCAAAUUCAGCCUGUUGACAUUUGAAGAGGACUCCCUCCGACAAGAUAAGUGGUCUGCCGCCAUCCAGAGAUUUCCUUUUCCAGCUUGACUGUUUUACAGCAGAUAAAUGCUUCGGAGACAGAGGAAGUGACCAACAACACCUUCAACUGGUAAUUUAGC
Molecule: messenger RNA, 1036 nt
Organism: Tachyglossus aculeatus (Australian echidna)
Lineage: Eukaryota; Metazoa; Chordata; Mammalia; Monotremata; Tachyglossidae
Product: claudin-14-like
Exons: 3
Coding region: 257-901 (214 amino acids)
Biological process (GO): cell adhesion; bicellular tight junction assembly
Cellular component (GO): plasma membrane; bicellular tight junction
Molecular function (GO): structural molecule activity
Source: RefSeq, a predicted model, not a curated record